AUCAUGUACAAGACCGUCCUUGUAGUUGCUUUCAUUGCCCUCGCUGUCAUGGCAGCACAAGUUCAUGGCUCCGCUUUUGGAGGACUUGGUCUAGGUGCUGGUAUUGCCGGAUACGGGGGGUAUGGAGGUGGGAUCGUUGGAUAUGGAGGAGGUUAUGGAGGAUAUGGAGGAGGUUAUGGAGGAUUUGGAGGAGGUUAUGGAGGAUAUGGAGGAGGUUAUGGAGGAGUUCUUGGCGGAUUAGGAGCUGGUUAUGGACUUGGAGGUGGAUAUGGAAAAGUAGUUCUGCCAGUCCCUGUCUCUAUUCCAGUGCCAGUCGUUGUCAAGGGCGGAUAUGGAGGCGGCUACGGCGGCGGCUACGGCGGUGGAUAUG
Candidula unifasciata is the source of this 370-nucleotide messenger RNA. The record is from the annotation of a GenBank genome assembly. Lineage: Eukaryota; Metazoa; Mollusca; Gastropoda; Stylommatophora; Geomitridae.